CCACCACCACGAACGACGAUCGCCAGCGUCCGCCGGUCCUAUGGAUGGCAAUAAUCGGCGCCAUCAGUCCUUUAGCUUGUUUCGCAGCGGUUUGAACACGAAUCGAUUCCCGAACCCUUCCGUAUCCCAGAUCCUGCGGAGUCUGUUCGGAGGCAACAGCCAGCCGAACAGCACGAGUCGUGGACGCUCAGUUGUUGCAGAGACGCCACUUCCAGGUACCCCCGAUACAUCACAGUCGCAUAUGUCGGACUCGGACGACACCGUCAUGCCACCGCCUCGUACCUCCUCGGCGGUGCCACAGGAUGCAUCGUUGCCAGCGCACGUAGCGCCACAACAAGCGCGCCGCGAUCCCAAUAAUGACUCGAUGCCCAGCCUGCACACAAUCUCGGACAGCACCGAUGGCGAAGAUUCCGACCAGUCGGAUGUCGAUAUGGAAGAUAUGCUUCAACCACGCUUGGGCGAUGAUGGGAGCGACCUAGUUGGCGAGGACAAUGAUGACAUGCCUCCGCUGGAACCCAUAACCCGCAGAGCAGGUGAACGACGACCAAGAUCCGAAGAGGACGACGAGGCGAGCCCUCAGCGACCCUCUCGCCGGCCCCGAGUGGAGGUUGAGGAGGAGCAGACAGAGUCCGCCGCCCCAUCCCAUACAUCGCAACAUGUACCUCCUCGCACCCACUUCCAUCCGCUCCCGCCGCCAGCUGCGGGUGACCGUCCCACUGGUCCACCCGCCAACGGUGUCGCCAUCACCAUCGACCCCGUGACGGGUGUUUGGGUCGUUCCUCUUGGUGGCCCGCCAAAUGCCCGCCAGCCAUUCCGCCCGCCGCCUGGGUUCUUCCAAGGACAAGGCCAGAACACGCCAGGCACAAAUUCCGAAGGACCUGCUCCGCCUGAAGGCGGCGCGCCUCCUUUCCCCAACUUUGCUGACCUGUUUAGCGGGUUGGACUUUGAUCCCGCAACGCUCAUCAGCAUGUUCGAGGACUACAACAAAGAGGAUCCCGAGCGCGCGAAGAGGCUCGUGGACGGUCUAGAGGUUGUCCCGGUCGGCCUUGUGAAACGCAUGGAGCAUCUCAGCGUCGAACAUUCUCACGAGAACUCGCAAGACGAGGCUCCGGGCUGUGCUAUCUGCUGGGAUAGCCUUCUGGAACCUGAGGGCGGGGGUUUUGACGCUCAGGCUCAAGAUCAGCCCGCAGAUGCCGCAGGGCCCUCCCCGUCCUCUUCUUCCAAGGCGGAGAAGGCAAACGAGAAAGAGUACCCCAAGAUCGUCUCUCUUCCUUGCGCUCAUGUUUUCCAUGCCUCUUGCCUCAUCCCUUGGUUCUCGCGGCCGCGCCAGACCACCUGCCCAACAUGCCGAUUUAACAUUGACCCCGAAAAUCUUACCUAUCGUCCUCCACAACCGCGAUCACGACCAUUUCGGACAGGUCCCACGCCUACAGGCACAACUUCCCAACGGCAAGUACUUGUCAGGGAGCCGACACCAUUGCCCGACUUCAGCACUGCAACACAAGUCCCUCUGCCUCCCUCUCCUCAACCACAGCCAACCGAUAUACCCCUACCCAGUUCCCGACCUUCCUCUCCGCAAGCCGUCCCGCAGGGUCAGACGCCACGGGCGGCUGAAGCUCAACGAGGACCACACACACAACCACAGCAGCAGCCCGGUAUCCAUGAACCUCUAUUGCCUCCGCGACCUGCGCCCUUCCGCCACUUCCACCACGCCCAUGCCAAUGUACCCCCAGACGGCGCCGGUCCCGGCGGCCCCCCUACCAUCAACAUUGAUUUGAUCUUUGAGCUACCGGUACCCGGGCAAGAGGGCGCGCCUGGCGGGCCUCCUCCCGAACUGAUGGGCGGAGUUGCGGCGCAGGCCACCAUCCGGCUCAUACAGGAAUUCUUCGAGCGAAUAGGGGCUCCCAACCUGCAUGCUCCGAGACAAGGCGAUGGCCCAGCGAACGCAGGCGCUGGUGAAGGUCGGGCUCCGGGUCCGCUGCCCAGGAUGCCGUUCACGUUCGGGACCGGCCCGUUCUCGCGCCAUCAUGCACAGGGCCCACGGAGGGAGCCGAAGGAGUGGACAUUGCCGCCCGCACCCGGGUUGACCGUGCGUCAGCGUGUAGAAAAGCGCGAGCGCGAGCUUGGCCUGCGGUGCUCGGACCCUACAUGCGGCGUCGGCCCGUCGGACGAGGAUCCGUACCCUGUGCAGACGGGCCCGAUCUUGAAAGAGAUCGUGGUGAGGUCUGCGGACGGUGGGACGACAGGCGGGUGUGGACACAAGUUCCACCCGGCGUGCUUGGUUACGGCUGAAAGGGUGGCGGGAUGGGAUGGAGAGCGGAAGGACGAUGCGCAGGGCGCCGAUGGAGAUGUGGACGUUUGCUGUCCCGCGUGUAGGGCGAUUGGAGUGGUCAGUCGAGCCGAGUGGGACGAAGGCGUGAAGGCGCUCGCGUGAGCGGGUGCGCGCCGCAGUGGUUGCUCCGGGGUGUGCCUCGUCGUCGUUAUUUUAUCCUCUUCAGUCGUCUCGCUCUCCUCGUUUGCGUCAUGCUAAUUUUUCUGGUUCGGGCGUGGUCCCUUCUUAAUUGUAUAGACCAUGGUCGCAGUCUCGGUUCGAACAAUCGCAAAGUCGCGUGUCUUGUACCCAAAUGUGUAGUUGUACGGAAGUACAUGCGUUACGUGGACGAACGUAGCCAGGAAAGGAGCAGGCUCAGGCCCAAUCCGCCAGCGCGAUCCUGCACCGCAUCCCUCCGCAUCCUGGCACCUCAUAUCGUCGACCUUAGCAGAACCAAGCAUCCCAUCGUCGUGCACGUCGGUCUCGAUAUGUGGCAUGUCCGGCUCGGUCGUGGAAGCCGUCCGCCUCACUUGCGCAGACGACGCUGAUGUGGGUCAUCGGUGGUCGAGGACCGGUUUUUGUUUGGCCCGCCCGUGGUCAUUUUCUCGUCAGCGUCGGUAAUGAUGGACGUGCAAGCCCCAGGCAGGCUCAGAGGCGGCUGUCUCCCUCUCGUUCAUGGCCCUUAGAAGCUCCGCAGAGAUCGUCAUACCGCCUCCACCGGUGACGCGCCCCCACUUGACUCUCUCGCGUGCUUGUGCACUCUCGGAGUAUCCCAAGCGAGCCCCCAGUUCAUCCGUCCUCUCUGGGGAUGCUCACCACCAUGUCACCGAGCGGAUCGCAGAACAAAGAUCAGCCGGAGGAUAAAGGUCUGCGCCGUCUCACCUACCGUUCCCCCAUACACCACCCCGAUGUUGAACCCCUAUAUCAUAGUCAUUGCCGACACGGGGCGUUCACACGAACCCACGACCACCACAACAUCAAACACAACUCGCGCGACAUAUUGGACCAGCUCGCCAUUGCCGACGCCGACCACUUCCACGCGAUCGUCGUCCACACCUACCCACUCUUCAAGCAGCCAUGCACAUGAUUUUGGCUACCCCACGCCGUCCGCACCAGCGGCUAUGCCUUCUCUGAUGCCUCGCAUCCAAGGAGAUUGGUCAGGGUGGAUAUCGGACUCGCAGCACGAGGCUCAGAUGGACGCGAUCAUCGCUGCCGCGCGACAGAGGCGAGAGAACGAGAAAUCCCGGCAGGUCCGUGUUCUCCUCUGCGGCAGCUUGCUUCUGGCGGCAGCCGCGGCUAUGGCUACUGAUCCCCGCGUACAAGCUGCUCUCAACCUCGUGGCGAGCAUAUUCAUUCGAUGAAUGACUUCUAUCUCACCUCACUCAUCCCCUGGAACGCUACACCCUCAUUGCCGACGUGGUGCACAUAAUAUGCGUUUUUUGAUUUCAGGAUAUAUAUAUGGAGGUGGAUCGGAUGAGUCUUCGAUCG
Punctularia strigosozonata HHB-11173 SS5 is the source of this 3799-nucleotide messenger RNA. RefSeq lists its product as uncharacterized. Gene Ontology annotation, molecular function: ubiquitin protein ligase activity. Gene Ontology annotation, cellular component: cytoplasm. The record is from RefSeq and is a predicted model, not a curated record. Lineage: Eukaryota; Fungi; Basidiomycota; Agaricomycetes; Corticiales; Punctulariaceae. Gene Ontology annotation, biological process: protein ubiquitination. Bases 242 to 2434 code for a protein of 730 amino acids. The transcript is spliced from 4 exons.